AUGACAAGAUUAAUCUCUAACAAGCCGUCCCCGUGGCCCAGGCUGCGGCCGCGGCCGCCCGGAGUGCCGGCCGACGCGCCGCAGGAGGUGGUGCGGGCGGUGGAGGAGGCGAUCGCGGGUGGGGCGGACCUCCUCCGCGAGGUGGUCUCCCAGGAGGAGGGCGAGCUGGCGCACUCCGUCGUCGACGUGCUGCUCGGCACCAUGAGCGGUGCGGACGAGGCAGGCGACGCCACCGGCACCGGCACCGGCGCUCCUCCCACCGUCAUGAUCAGCUCGCGUGCCGCUGUCGUCGCCGCCGAGCUCCUGUCUCAUCUCCCCGAAGGCGACGAGCCGUCGCCGCGCACUCGUGCAGCCUCGGGUCUGCACGCCGCCCUCCGCGCCUGCACUCGCAACCGAGCCAUGUGUUCUUCCGCGGGCCUCAUGGCUGCCCUCCUCGCGUCCGCGGAGAAGCUAUUCGUCGAAAUGGAUCAGGGUAGUAGGUGGGACGGGACGCCACUGCUUCAGUGCAUUCAGAUGUUGGGUGGGCACUCGCUUAGUGUGAAAGACCUGCAUUCCUGGCUUGAUUUGGUUAGAAAGGCACUUGGAACGAGCUGGGCCACGCCACUUAUGCUAGCGCUUGAGAAGGCCAUGGGCAGCGUGGAAGCAAAAGGUCCUGCUGUGUCAUUUGAGUUCGACGGGGAGAGCUCUGGUCUGCUUGGCCCAGGUGACAGCAGGUGGCCCUUCUUAAAUGGAUAUGGGCUCGCCACUUGGAUAUAUAUAGAAUCAUUCUCGGAUACGCUUAGCACAGCAACAGCUGCCGCAGCCAUUGCUGCUGCUGCGGUGGCAACAUCUGGAAAAUCAUCAGCAAUGUCAGCUGCUGCGGCAGCCAGUGCCCUUGCGGGAGAAGGAACAACACACAUGCCCCGGCUUUUCAGCUUUCUCUCUUCAGAUAACCAGGGCGUGGAAGCCUACCUUCAUGGCCAGUUCUUGGUGGUGGAGAGUGUGGGUGGGAGGGGUAAGAAAGCUUCUUUGCACUUCACGUAUGCGUUCAAGCCUCAGUGCUGGUAUUUUGUUGGCUUGGAGCACACAAACAAGCAUAGUUUGCUUGGAAAGGGUGAUAGCGAAUUGAGGCUGUAUGUUGAUGGUAGCCUGUAUGAGAGCCGUCCAUUUGAGUUUCCGCGUAUCUCGAAACCACUUGCAUUUUGCUGCAUUGGGACAAAUCCACCGCCAACUAUUGCAGGCCUGCAGAGGCGCCGGCGGCAAUGCCCAUUAUUUGCUGAAAUGGGGCCUGUCUACAUCUUCAAGGAACCAGUUGGGCCAGACAGAAUGAGACGGCUAGCAUCCCGAGGAGGAGAUACACUGCCCAGUUUUGGAAAUGGCGCAGGCUUGCCAUGGAAGGCAACUAAUGAUCAUGUUAAGAGUAUGGCUGAAGAGAGCUUUACACUCAACAAUGAGAUAGGGGGAAGCUUGCAUCUUCUUUACCAUCCUAGUCUUCUCACUGGGCGGUUUUGCCCAGAUUCCUCACCUUCUGGUUCAUCAGCCACUCAUCGAAGGCCUGCAGAGGUUCUUGGAUUGGUUCAUGUCUCAUCUCGUGUGCGACCUGCAGAAUCUUUAUGGGCCUUAGCUUAUGGGGGCCCAAUGGCUUUACUUCCACUAACCAUAGGCAAUGUGCAUGUGGACAGCCUUGAGCCUACACCUGGGGACUUGCCAUCGUCUCUUGCUACUGUUUCCCUUUCUGCCCCAGUUUUCAGGAUUAUUUCCCAAGCUAUUCAACACCCUGGAAAUAAUGAAGAAUUAUGCCGGGCAUUUGCACCAGAGCUUUUAUCACGUGUUUUACAUUAUCUGUUGCAAGCUCUUUCAAAGCUGGAAAGUGGAGAAGAGGCACUGACUGAUGAGGAGCUUGUUGCUGCCAUUGUAUCUUUGUGCCAGUCUCAAAGAAAUAAUCAUGAACUUCAAGUGCAGCUUUUCAGCAGCUUGCUGUUGGACCUAAAUCUAUGGAGUUCGUGCAAUUAUGGUUUACAGAAGAAGCUUCUGUCCUCUCUUGCAGACAUGGUAUUUACAGAGUCUGCUUGCAUGCGAGAUGCCAAAGUGAUGCAAAUGCUUCUUGAUGGCUGCAGAAGGUGUUACUGGGUAAUUCAGGAACCAGAUUCAAUCGAUAACUUUGCACUCACUGGAACAAAGAGAUCUUUGGGGGAAGUGAAUGCUCUAGUCGAUGAACUUUUGGUUGUUAUUGAACUGCUGUUAGGAGCAGCAUCUUCAACAGCAGCCGCAGAUGAUGUCCGCUGUUUGAUUGGAUUUAUUGUUGACUGCCCACAGCCUAAUCAGGUUGCAAGGGUGUUGCACCUCAUAUAUAGGUUGAUUGUACAGCCUAACGUCUCUAGAGCCAACUUAUUUUCUCAAUCCUUCAUCACUAGUGGUGGUGUGGAAGCACUACUUGUUCUUUUACAACGGGAAGCUAAAGCGGGUAAUAAAAAUAUUUUGGAUCAUUCUGGUGCAAAUUUUAGUGAAAAUAAUGUGCCCAAGGAUGGAAGUUCCAACAGAAAAGCUGAUAGUGCUGACACAAGAAGUCAGGUUGAUGAAACUCAAUCAGCUGAACGUCAUGAAACUGUCUUCCAUGAAGAAUCAGCUGAACAUGAAGCCACAAAUGCAAAUGAUAUGCUGGACUCAAAUAUUGGAAGUGAUGGAAUUGUUGUUGGCAUUAUUCACAUUCUUGGCGCUCUAGUUGGAUCAGGUCACCUGAAAUUUGAUUCUGGUGCUGGAAGUCCAAAUAUACCUGGUGGUAAUCAGACCACACUUAAUGAAGAAGGAAAUACUGUGUCAAAAGAUAGAGUAUCAUUGUUACUUUUUGCAUUGCAAAAGGCAUUCCAAGCAGCCCCAAGGAGGCUUAUGACAGCAAAUGUCUAUAUGGCUUUGAUUUCUGCUGCGAUUAAUGUUUCAUCAGCUGAUGAAAGUCUUAAUCUUUAUGAUUCUGGUCACCGUUUUGAACAUAUCCAACUUUUACUGGUUCUACUUUGCUCGCUUCCAUAUGCAUCUAGGGCAUUCCAAGCUCGUGCCAUACAGGAUCUUCUGUUUUUGGCUUGCAGUCAUCUAGAUAACAGAACUACAAUGACCUCGAUUGCAGAGUGGCCAGAAUGGAUUUUGGAGGUUUUGAUUUCUAACCAUGAGAUGGGCACAAAGAAAAAUGCUGAUGGUGUAAGCAUUGGCGAGAUUGAAGACCUCAUACACAAUUUCCUGAUUAUAAUGCUGGAGCAUUCAAUUCGACAAAAAGAUGGGUGGAAGGAUGCGGAGGCAACAAUUCAUUGUGCGGAGUGGCUCUCAAUGGUUGGAGGAUCUAGCACUGGAGACCAAAGGAUCAGGCGUGAAGAAUCAUUACCUAUUUUUAAAAGGAGAUUGUUGGGUGACCUGCUUGAUUUUUCUGCCAGGGAGCUUCAAGUUCAGCAGACUGGAGUAAUUGCAGCAGCUGCAGCUGGUGUUGCAGCUGAGGGUUUGUCUCCUGAAGAAGCAAAAGUUCAAGCUGAGAAUGCUGCUUAUCUCUCAGUAGCACUAGCAGAGAAUGCAAUAGUUAUUCUGAUGCUUGUGGAAGAUCAUCGAUCACAAGGUCAACAUUUUUGCACAUCCCUUACAGGUGAUAGCAUCACAUCUUCCACAGCAAUGGCUUCAUUGGCUGCCAGUCGGUCAAAUUCUUUGGGCACAGCUGGUAAAGAACCCAUGGCUGCUGGGGCCUCAAGACGGGCAUCUUUGUCCAGUGAUGCUGGUGGCCUUCCUCUGGAUUUGCUUACUUCUAUGGCUGAUUCAAAUGGACAAAUCUCUGCUGCCGUGAUGGAACGUCUUACAGCAGCAACAGCAGCUGAACCUUAUGAAUCUGUCAAGCAUGCAUUUGUGUCUUAUGGGAGCUGCAUAGCUGAUCUUGGAGAAAGUUGGAAGUACCGAAGCCGUUUGUGGUAUGGUGUAGGCAUUCCACCCAAAGCUGAUAUAUUUGGUGGUGGUGGAAGCGGUUGGGAAUCUUGGAAAUCUGUUCUAGAGAAGGAUUUAAAUGGGAUUUGGAUUGAAUUUCCACUUGUGAAGAAAUCAGUUGCUGUGCUGCAGGCACUUCUGUUAGAUGAAUCUGGACUUGGUGGUGGUCUUGGUAUUGGAGGGGGGUCUGGCCCUGGUAUGGGGGUUAUGACUGCCCUCUAUCAGUUGCUAGAUAGCGAUCAACCAUUUCUUUGCAUGCUCAGAAUGGUUCUUGUUUCAAUGAGGGAGGAUGACAAUGGUGAAGGUGAUGCUUUUACAAAAGAUGUUAGCAUAAAGGAUGUGGUAUCAGAAGGAAUGGACCGCCAGGCUGGAAGCAUGAUGCCAUUUGAUAUCAACAGUUAUUCAUCUCCAAGAAAACCUCGAUCUGCACUUCUUUGGAGUGUGCUUGGCCCCAUCCUCAAUAAGCCAAUAACGGAGUCUAAGAGACAGAGAGUGUUGGUUGCUUCCUCUAUUCUCUAUUCAGAGGUAUGGCACGCUAUUGGCAGGGACAGGAAACCCCUAAGGAAACAAUACAUUGAGCUGAUUUUACCACCAUUUAUAGCAAUUCUUAGAAGAUGGCGGCCCCUUUUGGCUGGUAUCCAUGAGCUUACUUCUUCAGAUGGACAAAAUCCACUGAUUGCUGAUGAUCGUGCUUUGGCAGCAGAUGCAUUACCCAUUGAGAUCAGCAAUUUUGAGUACUUAAUGGAACUUAACACACUGGCUGGGCGCAGUUACAAUGACAUUACUCAACCAAUUGGAGCACUAAACCCUGAACGACUAAAGAAGUUCCAAGAACGGUACUCUACAUUCGAGGAUCCAAUCAUCCCAAAGUUUCAUUAUGGUUCACAUUACUCCAGCGCUGGCACGGUCUUGUAUUACCUUUUCAGAGUGGAAUCUUUUACAACACUGUCUAUACAACUGCAAGGCGGCAAAUUUGACCAUGCUGAUCGCAUGUUUUCUGAUGUUUCUGGUACAUGGGAUAGUGUUCUUGAAGACAUGAGUGAUGUAAAAGAGCUAGUACCUGAGAUGUUUUACCUCCCUGAGGUAUUUACCAACAUAAAUGGCAUUGACUUUGGGACAACUCAACUUGGAGGGAAGCUAGGUUUGCAUCAUGCUAAUACCAUUGAUGUUUUGUUCUAUCUUCAAUGGACACUCCAUUUGGGUUGCAUAUAUAAACAGAGGGGCAAAGAAGCGAUAAUGGCAAACAAUGUAUUCUUCUACAUCACAUAUGAGGGAACUGUUGACAUUGACAAAAUUACAGACCCAGUGGAACGGCGAGCUACACAAGAUCAAAUAGCUUACUUUGGACAAACACCAUCUCAACUGCUGACUGUCCCUCACAUGAAGAGGAAGCCAUUGGCAGAGGUCUUACAACUACAGAACCAUGAUUUAGCCUAUGGCAGUCAAAUUUACAACAGGUACGAUAUGAAGAAUUGCAUUGCUGGGAACCCACCAGCAGACCAUCAUAGUGACUCCAUUAGAAGUGUUGAGGCACAGUUUUACCAGUGA
This is a messenger RNA of Miscanthus lutarioriparius, 5481 nucleotides long. The record is from the annotation of a GenBank genome assembly. NCBI's taxonomy places the organism in Eukaryota, Viridiplantae, Streptophyta, Magnoliopsida, Poales, Poaceae.